AUGUCCACGAACGGUGGUGACGCGGAGACGCGAGAGACGCUGCGUCUGUUACAGGCGCAGAUCAGGGCGCAGGCGAGAGAAAUCGCGAGGCUCCAGCGAGAGGUUGUGGAGUGCCAUCGCGAGCGAGACGUGCUCGCUGGGAAGGUUUUGAAGCCCCUGAAUGAGCGUUUUAAGGAUAACGUGCGAGAUUUAAUCAAAGACACGACGUGGUUCAAACUGAACUCGGUGGAGGAGACGAUCGAGGUGAACACGUACGAGAGCACGACGGAGGCGGAGUUUGAAUUGGCGGGCGCGGCGUCAAAGAUGGAGGCAAAAUUCCCAGACCUAAAGGCGGCGAAGAUCACGACCAGGGAGGACAUCGGAUGCGUUGGGUUCGAACUGAAAUCUCGCCCGUUCAUGGGGGAGCUGAUGCAGGUCAAGGCGCGGGUGCACCUGGAAAAGCUGCUCGGUAUCGCCAAGGCGCCGACGCUGGCGCUCAGGCCGACGCCUCCAUUUCCUUGGGGACGGAAGACGAAGUGGAACCCGGCGUUAGAAUCCGCCGUGGACAUCGAUGGCGUCGCGAUCAACGCCAAGUACACCAUGGUGAACGAAUCGGUUUCGGUGGAUCAUCUCGAUUUCGACGUGAGUACGACGCACGAAGAACACGGAAGGCUCUCGGUGGAGCGCAUCAGUCGACACACCGUGGAGGAAGAGGAACUCGAUAUCGACGGCGAUAACGGAUGCUGGCGCCUGGGAUGGGCUCAGCGCAAGGGUGAAUACGAUUUAGCGGCCAAGCUGACGACCGAUAAGGGUAUGGAGUUGGAGGUGAGCGCGCGAAGACACUUCGCCAAACAUUUUAACGGCGCCGCGCUCGGACGCGUCGGAACCCAGAAACGCGAGCUGGAGUUUCAGGUUGGCUACGAAUUCACGGAGGAGCUCAAGGGAUGGGAAGUAGUCGCGAGAUCCGUGCUCACGCCGAAUGGGUUGCAGAAUCCAACGUUUCGACUUAACCACGCUUGGGAGUUUUAA
Molecule: messenger RNA, 1008 nt
Organism: Ostreococcus tauri
Lineage: Eukaryota; Viridiplantae; Chlorophyta; Mamiellophyceae; Mamiellales; Bathycoccaceae
Product: unnamed product
Exons: 1
Coding region: 1-1008 (335 amino acids)
Source: RefSeq, a predicted model, not a curated record